This is a messenger RNA of Brachypodium distachyon (stiff brome), 2719 nucleotides long. Its product is annotated as E3 ubiquitin-protein ligase RBBP6. Gene Ontology annotation, cellular component: nucleus. Bases 64 to 2364 code for a protein of 766 amino acids. The transcript is spliced from 14 exons. The record is from RefSeq and is a predicted model, not a curated record. Gene Ontology annotation, biological process: ubiquitin-dependent protein catabolic process; mRNA processing; protein ubiquitination. Gene Ontology annotation, molecular function: zinc ion binding; ubiquitin protein ligase activity; nucleic acid binding. Lineage: Eukaryota; Viridiplantae; Streptophyta; Magnoliopsida; Poales; Poaceae.
UCCUCCGAUCCCUUCCUUCUCUCUCUAUCCCACCUCGACGGCGUCGAGCGCGACGGCGGAGCCAUGUCCGUGCGCUUCCGCUACCGGAGCUCCCCUCGCUUCGAGACCCUCGAUCUCGGCGGCGCUGUCUCCGUCUCCGUCCGCGACCUCCGCGCCCGCAUCCUCGGCCCCGCGCUCCGCCGCCACUCCGGCCUCCUCAUCUCCGACGCCGCCACCAACCGCACUCUGGACGACGACGCGCUGCUCAUCCCCGCCGGCUCCGACCUCGUCGUCAAGCGCGUGCCCAUCGAAUCCGUCGAUGGCGGAGGGUACUCGUGGCCGGCUCCUCCUGAGAAGACGGCUGAGGAGCAGCCUGGCUGUGGCCACGGUAAUCGAGGCGACGGCAUUGCGCUGUUGCCACCUGCUUCGCACAAAUUUGAUGAUACCAGCAAAGCGCUUUGCCCUGGUGUAGAGGUAGACUUAUCAGAAUCAUAUCCAUAUGCUGAUGAUGGUGACAAACUAGCACGAAGUUCUGAGAAAAGAUAUCUGAACAUUGAAGGAAGUGGCCUUAGUGAGGCCAUGCCCAAAGAAAUUGUUGUGGAUAACUCUACUGAAGUACUUGGUUUGGAAGAAGGAAAAAGGGAAAUUGAAACAAGUUCCAAGGCUAGGGAACUUGAAAAGAUGGAACAGAGAACCAACAUGGAUUCACCAGCAGAAUUGAGAUGCUUCCUUUGUGAAACCAUAUUUGAAGAUGCUGUGAUGAUGACAUGUUGCCGGCAUAAUUUUUGCAACAGAUGCAUAAUUUCUGCUUUGGCGGAGAUUAAAAAAUGUCCAAAGUGUUCAUCCACAAGGUGCACCACUAAUGAUCUGUUACCGAAUUUGUCACUACGUAAAGCCAUUGAACAUUUUCUUGAUGACCCAGGACGUAUGUAUGCACCUGAUGUAGAAUCAUGUAUAGAAGCAAAUGAGUCAUCAUGUGCCCUGUCAAUUCACCAACAAGAACAAAAGUUGCCAUGUUCUCCAUCGGUCACUGGAAAAGAUUUCAAUCAGACCAUGUCACCCGUGAAGCAGGUUAAAAAAAGCUCCAGUAUCAAGAUCCGUCUGGAUGGAAAUAAACCAACUGAAGCAGUUUCAGCACUCCCCCAAGAAGCACCUAGAAAUGUUGAUUUUCAAAGUGCAAGCUCCUCAAAGAUGUACCAGAAUAUUGCACAAGAGAGCGAAGUUUUGCAUACUGUUGAAGCCAAAUCAUUCAGGAUGAAUUCUUGGGACGCAGAUGGAAAUCGGUUUGCAGCGCCAGUGACAAGGGACAGAAAGGGCGGACGAACUUGUUACCGGUGUGGGUCUCCAAACCACCUGAUCAGAUAUUGUCCAGUUGCAUCAAAUGAACAAGCAGAAGAUAGCACGUUCCACGGGGAUGCAUAUGGUCCACCUAAUUGGCAGGGAUCCAUGUUUCACCCUCUUCAGCCCUAUGCAAAUAGUUAUGGGACACCUGGGGUCAUUCCAUUUGAUCCUGGAGUUGUCCCAGCCUCACCUUUCGGAGUUCCUUCAUACAUGCCACCAUUUUAUGGACGCAUGCAGAAUCCAUAUGCUUUUAUGGGGAUGAGGGGUAUGCCAUCUCCAGUGCUACCUGUUUUACAGCAAUCUCAUACAGGAUUGGGUAUUCACGAUAAUGUUAAGAGUCAGGAAACUCCAAGUGAAAGGGGAGGAAGGGAGUAUGAUUGUGAUACUAUUUCGGAAGAUUAUCCUGAUGAUGAUGGUAGAAGAUCACAUAAGCUAUACCCAACAGAAAAGAAUUCUGAUAGGUACUAUGAUGUCGGUAGCACCAAUGUUAAAAAAAGGCACCGCAAGGAUAAGUAUUGUAGCCCUACCCGUGAGAAGCGAACUUAUUCAUCAGAACAAGAAUUAGUUGAUCAGAAACAUUCAGUGGAAUUUGGUUCAUGUGGAAGAGAAAGGACAAAUCAUUACUGUAAGCAAUCUGCUUCUGAAUGGCAUGGCAUCCCUGACAACUCUAUCCAGGACUCUAAACAGAGGAGCAAGCAGCAUGAUAGAAGCGCUUCUGGAAGAAGAGAUGAAAGUGGGAGGAAAUUCAGAAGUGACUACAGUGAUUAUAGUCGUCAUCAAAGUUGUAAAGAAAAGAUCCACGCAGAUAAGGCUGAUGAUGGGCACAAAUCGAGUAAGAAUACAUAUGGGCAUAAACAUCGGGUCCAGGAAACUGACUACAAACGUGAUAGCAAGGUAACGAUAACCAGCCAGAGUUCCAGACAUGGCACAACAAAAGUCGGUUCUUCUAAUGGCCACCUAGGAAGAGACCGGGUGAUGGGAGAUGGUCGUCACGGUGAUGACGAAAGUGAUCACUACCGUCACAAGAGAAAGGGAAGGCAUUAACAAAUCUAGGUGAAGGUUUGUCUGUGCUUCAUUUGGUGCAAGCGAAAGAAAGAGUCCGUAUGAAUAAAACAUCUUACAGUGUCAACCAUGUAUCAGGAUUUUUGCUUAUUCUGAAAUUUAACAGUCGUGUUAUUAGCUGUAAAUCUUGUGAAGAGUGAUUGCCAGGUGUAGUUCAACUUAUUUUCUUACUCCCUGCCACAAAUAUGUAAGUGUAAGAGUUGUAUGGUGUUGACAGACAACUGAUUCUGUUUAAGAGCUCACCAUGCUUGCCACGCUGUAAGAGUGGGAUGUUGUUGAUGUACAUAAUAACAUGGAAACUUCAGUCAUUUAUUGGGAAUUGUUGUUCACUUGGUGA